Messenger RNA from Exophiala aquamarina CBS 119918, 1710 nucleotides. RefSeq lists its product as uncharacterized. The transcript is spliced from 5 exons. Gene Ontology annotation, molecular function: carbohydrate:proton symporter activity. The record is from RefSeq and is a predicted model, not a curated record. Gene Ontology annotation, cellular component: membrane. Lineage: Eukaryota; Fungi; Ascomycota; Eurotiomycetes; Chaetothyriales; Herpotrichiellaceae. Bases 1 to 1710 code for a protein of 569 amino acids. Gene Ontology annotation, biological process: transmembrane transport; carbohydrate transport.
AUGGCUCCCAAUGACCCUCAGACUGCCCGGGCCAAGGGCCUUGUGGGCAAGCCAUUGCUGUAUUUUACAAGCGUCUUUGUAUCGUUAGGGGUCUUUCUCUUUGGUUAUGAUCAAGGCGUAAUGUCGGGCAUUAUUACUGGGCCAUUUUUCAGAGACUACUUCAAUCAGCCUGGACCAGCCGAAGUUGGUACUAUGGUCGCUAUCCUCGAGAUUGGUGCCCUGAUUUCCUCAAUCUCUGUUGGCCGUAUUGGAGACAUCAUCGGUAGGCGGAGAACAAUCCUCUACGGCUCCAUGAUUUUUUUUGUCGGGGGCAUGUGCCAAAGCUUCGCGAAUGGUAUGCCCAUGAUGAUGAUUGGGAGACUAAUUGCCGGAUUCGGGGUUGGUGCCCUCUCCACCAUUGUUCCUGUCUAUCAAUCUGAGAUCAGUCCUCCCCAUAAUCGAGGAAAACUCGCCUGUAUCGAGUUCACCGGCAAUAUUACUGGAUAUGCAGCCAGUGUGUGGGUGGAUUACUUCUGCAGCUAUAUUCAGAGCGAUUAUUCGUGGCGACUCCCACUUCUCAUGCAAUGUUUCAUGGGCGCCCUACUUGGAUUUGGAAGCUUGAUCAUUUGUGAAUCCCCUCGAUGGCUUCUUGACAAUGACCAUGACGAAGAGGGAAUCAUCGUUAUCGCGAAUCUGUAUGGAAAGGGCGACAUUCACAACCCCAAGGCCCGCCAGGAAUAUCGCGAAAUCAAAAUGAACGUUCUUAUUCAGCGCCAGGAGGGCGAGCGCUCCUACGUCGAUAUGUUCAAGCGAUACUCUCGGAGAGUUUUCAUUGCCAUGUCAGCCCAAGCCUUUGCCCAACUGAAUGGAAUCAACGUCAUCUCAUACUACGCACCUCUUGUUUUCGAGUCAGCUGGGUGGGCCGGUCGUGACGCGAUCUUGAUGACUGGUAUCAACGCAAUCACAUAUCUAGGAUCAACUAUUCCGCCAUGGUAUGUGGUGGAUCGAUGGGGCAGACGGCCGAUUCUGCUCUCUGGUGCGGUGGCGAUGAUCAUCUCACUUUCACUCAUCUCGUACUUUAUCUUUAUCGACGUCAAGUCAACGCCUACGAUGGUGGUUGUCUUUGUGAUGAUUUACAACGCAGCCUUUGGGGCAAGCUGGGGGCCGAUCCCCUGGCUUUAUCCGCCGGAGAUUUUGCCGCUCAGUAUUCGAGCUAAAGGGGCCAGCUUGAGUACUGCAAGCAACUGGGCAUUCAACUUCCUGGUCGGAGAACUUACGCCAGUUCUUCAGGGGGCGAUUAAAUGGAGGUUAUAUCUUGUACAUGCCUUCUUCUGUGCUGUGAGCUUCGUUUUAGUGUAUUUCGUCUACCCAGAGACGGCCAAUGUGCGGCUUGAAGACAUGAACGCACUGUUUGGCGACGCCACCACAGCCAUGCCUACUCCAGCAACGCAGGCAGAGCGAGGAUCAUUGAUGGGUGUUGGAUCUCCCUCAUCCAUCGACAUCCGAGGGGGAUCACCUCGGCCGGGGAUGUUCUCAGCGGACUCUGCGAUCCCGGGGCUUGAUAUCGACCCACCCGACAUUCAAUUGGAUUCAGACGGCAGACCUCGAGGUCGAGAUCCCAACAAUGAAGGAAUUGGCGGGUGGAUUGGUCGAAUGGUGUCCAGAACAAGACAAGAUAGUCGAGGACAAGGACGAGGCCAAUAUGGCAAGGUCGGGCAGGAUGAAGACUAG